AUGAAGCUCUGCCUCGGACUCGUCCUGCUGCUCUGCUGUGGGACGCUUCAUCUGGGAUCUGGACUUCGCUGCUACAAAUGCUCCGAUUACACCGGACGCUGUGAGAACGUCCAGGAGUGCACGUACGAGGACUCCUGCAUUUCUCUGAGUGAACGAGGUGGAAAGACCAUCCGUCAGUGCAUCAGAUACACAGACUGUGAUAACUCUCGCCUCACCCAGAUGUUCCCGGCCAUCUCCGGCUUCACUUACCGCUGCUGCAGCAGCAACCUGUGCAACUCCAGCCAUGCCGUUACCAUGGCGACGCCCCUCCUGGCGCUGCUGGGGUCGCUGCUGAGCAGCUGGUGCUGUUGGACCUGA
Molecule: messenger RNA, 357 nt
Organism: Limanda limanda (common dab)
Lineage: Eukaryota; Metazoa; Chordata; Actinopteri; Pleuronectiformes; Pleuronectidae
Product: CD59 glycoprotein-like
Exons: 3
Coding region: 1-357 (118 amino acids)
Source: RefSeq, a predicted model, not a curated record